AUGGCGGACUUUGAGGAUCGAGUGUCGGAUGAGGAGAAGGGACGCAUAGCUGCUAAAUUCAUCACUCAUGCACCCCCAGGGGAGUUUAAUGAAGUAUUCAAUGAUGUCCGGCUACUACUUAACAAUGACAAUCUUCUCAGGGAAGGGGCAGCUCAUGCAUUUGCCCAGUAUAACAUGGAUCAGUUCACACUUGUGAAGAUAGAAGGCUAUGAAGAUCAGGUAUAUGCUAAAAUUAUAGAUGGACAACAGACUAUUAUUGCAUGUAUCGAAAGCCACCAGUUCCAGCCUAAAAAUUUUUGGAAUGGUCGCUGGAGGUCAGAGUGGAAAUUCACCAUCACACCACCUGCAGCCCAGGUAGUUGGAGCGCUCAAAAUUCAGGUCCACUAUUACGAAGAUGGCAGUGUUCAACUGGUUAGUCAUAAAGAUGUGCAAGAUUCACUAAGUGUGUUGAAUGAAGCCCAGACUGCCAAGGAGUUUAUUAAAAUCAUAGAGAGUGCAGAAAAUGAGUAUCAGACAGUGAUUAGUGAAAACUAUCAGACAAUGUCAGACACCACAUUCAAGGCCUUGCGCUGGCAGCUUCCUGUUACCCGCACCAAAAUCAACUGGAACAAGAUACUGAGCUAUAAGAUUGGCAAAGAAAUGCAGAAUGCUUAAAGGCCGACUGUGGGAUUCUUCAGUAGAUGGAAAGAAAAUGAUUCAACAUG
Molecule: messenger RNA, 704 nt
Organism: Octodon degus (degu)
Lineage: Eukaryota; Metazoa; Chordata; Mammalia; Rodentia; Octodontidae
Product: F-actin-capping protein subunit alpha-1-like
Exons: 2
Coding region: 1-654 (217 amino acids)
Biological process (GO): actin cytoskeleton organization; barbed-end actin filament capping
Cellular component (GO): actin cortical patch; F-actin capping protein complex
Molecular function (GO): actin filament binding
Source: RefSeq, a predicted model, not a curated record